AACAUUAUUAUUAUUUGAAAAAUAUGAAUUUCCUAUUUAUAUUACUAGUAAUUAUUUUUUUUAAUUUGAUUGAAUGUGAAGACAAAUGUCCGGCCGAUUGGGACCCGUAUGACGAUCAGCGAAAAUGUUUGAAAAUAGUCGACGACUCACUACAAACCUAUACCAAUUCAAUGGCUACCUGUGCUAAGUUGGCACCGAAUGCAACCCUAUUGACAAUACAUUCAUCGGGAGAACAGGACUUUUUGAAUCGGUAUCUAUAUGUCGACAACAAAUUAGUCGAUACUAUAUGGUUGGGCGGUGUAGUUCAAGGUAACAAUAUUAUGACCUGGCUAGAUAAUAGCCCAGUUAGCUAUACUAAUUGGUUCGAGGGUCGUCCUAGACAACAACAAUCAACAAUUAAUUGUGUUGAACAACAAUCGGAGCCAACUAUCCAGGGUAAAUGGUAUGAUAUAUAUUGUACAAAACGUAACCAGGUAGUUUGUCAUUUGAUGAUGCAAUCAUCGAUACCAGUAAUUGAUUUGGAAAAGUUAAUAUUAGAAACUAGGAAAUACGUACAAGAUCAAAUUAAAAUAUUGAAAAAUGAAAAUGCUAGACAACAAGUGGAAUUGGAUAAUCUGGUAGCCAAUCCCGUUCCCAUUGGUUUUAUAUACGUGCAACUAUCUGGUCAACCCGAACCCAGUCAACUAUGGUCACAAUCACCGACAAUUAAAUGGCUAGAAGUGACCUCAGAUUAUUCGGGUCUAUUUUUUCGGGCCGAAGGUUCCGAUUCGGCCCCGUUUGGUCAGAUACAGGCGUCGAACUCUAGCCGAUUGGCAGCUAUUAAGACACAGUCGUGUAUGGGAACAGUCAGCGACUGUGAAUAUACUGUCUAUUCGAUACCUGAGUCCGGUUGGUCAGUUGGUUUGGUGAAAAAUUUUAUUAACAAUGGCUUAUAUGUGUAUAUGACUUCCGGCGAGAAUCGGCCCCGUAAUCAAGCUAUACGUAUAUACAAACGUAUUGCUUGAUAGUAG
Molecule: messenger RNA, 1010 nt
Organism: Oppia nitens
Lineage: Eukaryota; Metazoa; Arthropoda; Arachnida; Sarcoptiformes; Oppiidae
Exons: 2
Coding region: 24-1004 (326 amino acids)
Source: RefSeq, a predicted model, not a curated record